This is a messenger RNA of Sardina pilchardus (European sardine), 1033 nucleotides long. Its product is annotated as eukaryotic translation initiation factor 4E-binding protein 3-like. Gene Ontology annotation, molecular function: eukaryotic initiation factor 4E binding. NCBI's taxonomy places the organism in Eukaryota, Metazoa, Chordata, Actinopteri, Clupeiformes, Clupeidae. The record is from RefSeq and is a predicted model, not a curated record. Gene Ontology annotation, cellular component: cytoplasm. The coding region runs from base 201 to 530 and encodes 109 amino acids. Gene Ontology annotation, biological process: negative regulation of translational initiation. The transcript is spliced from 3 exons.
UUAAAGCUGUUCUCUUAUAUCUCCAGCACGUGCUCUGUUUUCUGCACAUUAAUCUGCGUCUGCAUCCUACGUUCCCUGUAAGUAAAGCACGGCUCCUAAGGUAUUUGUUUGGUGUCGGAGUUUACGCGUGUUGAAGAAGAACAUUUAUCCAUAACAUCAAAGACGUAGUUCUGAAGUUUUCAUAACAGCUCAGCUCAAAAAUGUACUCCAACGGCACCAUUGUCCCAAGCUGUCCUAUUCCAAGUCGAGUGGUCCACCCAGAGAACUGGACACAGCUGCCUGAGCCUUUGGGUCAGACUCCCGGAGGAACUCUCUUCUCCACGACACCUGGAGGAACCAGAAUUAUCUACGACAGGAAGUUCCUGCUGCACUGUAGGAGCUCUCCGUUGGCACGCACCCCUCCCUCCAGUUUACCCCAGAUACCUGGGGUCACCAUGCCCACGCAGCACCCCAUGGGGAAACUGGAAGAACAGGACGAGAGCGGCAAAGACGUCGCAGCUGAUGACAGCCAGUUUGUGAUGGACAUGUGAGCUGGCCAGGCUGUUUCCAACAUACACGGGAGAAAACACAAGUUGUUCAACCCCCUGAGAGAAUUCUUGUCUGGAUAUCCUCUUCUUUGAAUUCCAGUGGAGAAAACACACAGUGAGAUGGAUUGAGUUGAAAUCCACAUAGCAACAGAUUUUAACAAUUGAAAUUUGAUGUCGAUAGGUCAGAUUGCUAUCUGUAAGAUGGAAGCAUUAAUACCUUGCUGUGGUUUGAAGAUGUCCCUCUUAAGCUUUAAAAUGGUGUUGGCUGCAACCUUUUCCUUGUGCCAGUAGGAUUAAUGUACAGGUAUGAUGGUGUGGUUUGAGGUGAGUUGCAGAUGUUACGGUGUAAUUUUAUGUGAACCACAGUAAGGAGGAUGGAGGCUGUGUCAGUCUUCUGUGUUACAAGAGCUAUGGGAGUUUAUACACCCUGUUACUCUAUUUGUUUUUUCUAUUUGUUUGUACACUGAGUAAUAAAAUAUUGAAUAAUAAAAAGCACAAUUAUAAUA